AUGGCCGACAUCACUGUGCCAGUGGUACCAACCCGAAACAACCGACGCUUGUCUCACCUAAAGACCGACCUCAGAGCGCGCAACACACCACCAACGGAAGCGCUCUCGGACGACCUGAUCGAUGUUUGGGAGCAUGCAGUGACGCUAUUCCAAGGCAGCGAAUGGCAAGACGCUGCAGAAAACUUCCUCCAUCUGUCUCGCACGAUCGAGCAUGAAUUCUACAGUACAUCAUGCCUUAUCAAUGCUGCGAUCAUCUUCGCCAAGCUGGGAGACUAUUCCACAGCCUCGCACGUGCUUGAAGAUGCGAUGCCUGUGGACGAGCUGCUGGCUUUGACACUCUUCGUAACGGGACACAUUGAAUACCAACUGGAUGAGCUGCAGAAGUCACAGGAUUGCUUCACGGUCGCACUCUCUGCCAUGAGAAAUCCGGUCGAGGACUACCAUCGCUUCGGACUCGAUUUCACCUUGACAGUCUCACAAAUCCAAGAUAACCUCUGGGCAUGCGGCCAUGCCAUGGCUGGCGACCCAAGCGCAUUAACAUCUCUGCCGGCCGAGUGCAUUUUCCGAGCACCAGCACGAGCUGCUGAUCCUCUCACUCCUGCAUCUAAACGAAGCAGCUCGGCCGACAGCGCUCACAUGCCAGCUUUAUCAGAAGGCACCGUAACACCGCCUCAAACCCCUCUGUCUGGUGUGGAGAAGACCAUGGAAUAUGGUCCUGAUGGUCUUACCUGGCACAUCCAGGAGGACGGUUCCAUGAUCGCCGUUGAAGACGAUGCGCCGCCAUUGCCCUUCAAAAAACCGAGCACUGUCCAAAUGAUCGGCGGCUUGACACGCAGAUUGUCAACACAACGAAGACCCCCGAGCCCCUCCAAGCCGACAGGUAUCCCGCCGAAACGAAACAGGAGGGCAUUGUCUCCGCGAGAAGCUCGCGUGCAAGGCGACUCUAUCCAGGAGCUCGCCGAGUACAUUUCCGAUCUACCUCGCCAAAACCAGAUGGAUCCCCGCAGUGCCGAAGCUGAGCAUGAGGAUGUGGCCGAUCUCGCCAAUUUCCUCCGCGCUGGUCCCAGGCUUCAGCCGCUCAGUAUUCCUUCAAAGCCUCAGCAGUUUGCGGCCGGCUCAGCGGCCAGCUCGCUAUACUCUAGACCAGCCAGCAUUCAGUCUGCAGAUCUGUUGCCUUGGGAUAACAUGUCGACACGCUCCUCCUCGCCGUCGCCAUACCGAUAUCGCAGUGGCGUCGGCUCUUAUCUAGCACAUGGAUGCGUCCCAACAUCGGCACCUCGGUCCCGAGCGUCAAGCCGUUCGCCUUUGUCCAGAGAGGUGGAUAGCACUCCUGCACACGAGCAACCAUCGAAAAGCCUGCACCCGCCAAUGCACGACUCUACGAGCGGUAACAGCUNUGACACCUGGAAUCGCGGAGAGCCUCUCGAGCAUGUCUCUAUCGCGAGAAGGAAGCAUUAAAUCACUUCCAAAAGGAAAAUUCUUUUCGCCUUCGAAUUUGAUCCCCAAGAGGAAGUCGUCUUUGAUGCGUCCAGCUUUCUCAUUCACUAGGCCUGGAUCGUCGGGCGCCUCCAUCUCCUCCAAAAAGCCAGCGCCAUCUAUUAUGACCAACGGAACGAAGGAUUCAGUUGGAGGGGCGUUCCGCUUUCUGAAUGGAAUGGGCCAUGGUUGA
This is a messenger RNA of Cercospora beticola, 1669 nucleotides long. RefSeq lists its product as uncharacterized. Lineage: Eukaryota; Fungi; Ascomycota; Dothideomycetes; Mycosphaerellales; Mycosphaerellaceae. Gene Ontology annotation, molecular function: protein binding. The record is from RefSeq and is a predicted model, not a curated record.